Molecule: messenger RNA, 6067 nt
Organism: Oenanthe melanoleuca
Lineage: Eukaryota; Metazoa; Chordata; Aves; Passeriformes; Muscicapidae
Gene: PGM2L1
Product: phosphoglucomutase 2 like 1
Exons: 15
Coding region: 227-2095 (622 amino acids)
Biological process (GO): carbohydrate metabolic process
Molecular function (GO): glucose-1,6-bisphosphate synthase activity; intramolecular phosphotransferase activity
Source: RefSeq, a predicted model, not a curated record
GCGGCGGGGCUGGGCUGAGGCGGAGGAGGAGGAGGAGCGGCGGGGCGGCCGCUCCCGUUAAUCGCCGCUGGAUAGAGCCCGGCCCCGCGGCGCCGCCCGCGCCCCUCGCCCUCCUCCGCCCCGGCUCCUCCCGGGCGAUGCGCGCUGCGGCGGCGGGCGUGGCCGAGUGAAGCAGCGGCGCCUUCUCCGUCUUCAUCCUGCUCUUCCUCGCUCGCUCUCCGCGGCCAUGGGCGACUGCGGAGCCCCCGGGGACGUGAACUCCAACGUGCUGGUGGCGCGCAGCACCGGGGACGCGCAGCUGGACAAGGCGGUGUGGCAGUGGCUCAGCUGGGACAAGAACCAGAAGACGAAGGCGCAGAUCGAGAGGCUGCUGCAGGACGGGCGGCACGGGGAGCUGCGGGCGCGCCUGUGCUGCCGCCUGAGCUUCGGCACGGCCGGGCUGCGCUCCGCCAUGGGCGCGGGCUUCUGCUACAUCAACGACCUCACCGUCAUCCAGUCCACGCAGGGGAUCUACAAGUAUCUUGAGAGGAACUUUUCAGACUUUAAGCAGAGAGGCUUUGUUGUUGGAUAUGACACACGAGGUCAGGUCACCAGCAACUGCAGCAGUAAGAAGCUGGCAAAACUCACUGCAGCAGUCCUGCUGGCAAAAGAUGUACCUGUGUACUUCUUCUCCACCUAUGUCCCCACCCCCUUCGUGCCCUAUGCCGUGCAGCAGCUGGGGGCUGUGGCUGGGGUGAUGAUCACGGCGUCCCACAACCGCAAGGAGGACAAUGGCUACAAGGUUUAUUGGGAGAAUGGAGCACAGAUCACCUCUCCUCAUGAUAAGGAAAUUAUUAAAUGUAUAGAAGAGUGUGUUGAACCAUGGAAUGGCUCCUGGAAUGAAAAUCUGGUGGACACCAGUCCCCUCAGGCAGGAUCCUCUGAAGAAAAUUUGUGACAGCUACAUGGAGGAUCUGACAAAGAUCUGCUAUCACAGGGAGCUGAACGUGCAGAGCAGUCUGAGGUUUGUGCACACCUCUUUCCAUGGCGUGGGACAUGACUACGUGCAGCUGGCCUUCAGGGCCUUUGGAUUCCAGCCCCCCAUUCCAGUGCCCGAGCAGAAAGACCCAGACCCAGACUUCUCUACUGUCAGGUGCCCAAAUCCUGAGGAAGGAGAAUCUGUGCUGGAGCUGUCACUGAGGCUUGCAGAGAAAGAGGAUGCAAAAGUGGUAGUGGCCACUGAUCCAGAUGCAGAUCGACUGGCAGUGGCAGAGCAGCAGGAGAAUGGCUCCUGGAAGGUGUUCACAGGCAAUGAGCUGGCAGCCUUGUUUGGCUGGUGGAUGUUUUCCUGCUGGAAGGAGAACUGCUCCCCAGAUGCUGAUGUGAAGAAUGUUUACAUGCUGGCCACCACGGUCUCCUCCAAGAUUUUGAGGGCCAUUGCACUCAAAGAGGGAUUUCACUUUGAGGAAACACUCCCUGGUUUUAAAUGGAUUGGAAGCAGAGUAAAAAAUCUCCUAGACAAUGGAAAAGAAGUUCUCUUUGCAUUUGAGGAGUCUAUUGGCUUCAUGUGUGGCACAUCAGUGCUGGAUAAGGAUGGAGUGAGUGCAGCUGUGGUCAUUGCUGAGAUGGCAACUUACCUGCAGGGCCAGAGCCUGAGCCUGGCCCAGAAACUCCUUGGCAUUUAUGAAACGUACGGCUAUCACAUAUCCAAGACUUCCUACUUCCUGUGCUACGAUCCUGCCACCAUCAAGAGGAUAUUUGAGAGGCUGAGGAACUGGGAUGGGCCUCAGAGCUACCCCCAGUGCUGUGGGGCUUACAGCAUCCUGCACGUCAGAGAUGUCACCACGGGCUAUGACAGCAGCCAGCCCGACCACCAGUCUGUGCUGCCAGUGAGCAGGAGCAGCCAGAUGAUCACCUUCACCUUCCAGCAGGGCAGCGUGGCCACGCUGCGCACCAGCGGCACCGAGCCCAAGAUCAAGUACUAUGCUGAGAUGUGUGCCCUGCCUGGACACAGGGACAGGGCUGUGCUGGAAGAGGAGCUCCAGAAGCUGGUGGAGGCUCUGAUUGAGAAUUUCCUGGAGCCUGCCAAGAACGGGCUGACCUGGCGCUCUGCGUAGAGCCCGGAGCAGGAGGGGAGCAGAGGGCCAGGAGCAGCACCAGCCUGCCUUUGUGUGUGUCUGUGUGUUUCCAACAGCUGCACUCUUUCCUGUAAAGAAGAAGCAUUCUUUUGUCAGGCUUUUCACCAAAUUGGGAUAAGGAGAGCUCAGAGGAAAGGGCAGAAUUUAUUGUUGCAGUUUUCAGUCCUUUUGACCAAAAGUUUAACUCACACCAAUGCAAGUGAACUGCCCUAGUACCUUUGAGGCAGCUGAGCUUGGCUGCUGCAUCUUCUCUGAAGGUCAGUUCAGGUACCUAAAACACCUCUUUUUGGAGUGUGGAAAGGCUUUGAAGUUUUAAAGGAGUGAUCACUCCAAACUGGCCACAAAGGCUGCUUCUUCCCCUCAGCUGAGACCUUCUGUGUACAGGUCUGCACUUCCAAAAGCAGCCAAGCAGAGCUCAGCACUUCUUCUUCAGCAAACUGUUGACAUUUUUCAGCUCCUUAACAAUUCUUCUGUUGGUAAAGGUGUUCUUGGGCGUUGUAGCUUUCCUGUGUGUGUCUCAAAACAAUUGGUAGUGAAACAAUGGUGGCAACAGCUGCAGCUUGGGGCUGGAAUUGCCUGGUGCCUUCCCAAGGCUCCCAGAGGAGCAGGAAUUGGUCAUUCCUUGGUAAAAUUGCCCCUUCUGACCACCAUGGGCUCUGUGGCUACUUUUUGUCCCAAUUCUCUGAAGGGUCUUAAGCUUUCUUGUUUUUCUGUAUUCAUUGCUUUGAACAAAAAUGCCAGUCAGUGACUUUUUGGUUUUUGCUGGCCUGAAUUAAUUCUGUCUGUGUAUUAUAGAAAAAAAAAAAAAAAAGGCAAGGAAGAAAGUGGAGGUGAAAGACUGGCACAGUUACUAAAUUGUGAUUUUUUUAAAAUACUUUUUGGUUAUGUCCUGUCAGGUAAUUUGUUAAAAUAGCACUUUGCAAAUACUAUAAUUCUUUAAGGGUAAAUUGUUAACAGCUUCUCUCAUUUGUCUUCUCCUUUUGCUCAAGUAGCAAGUGAGAGUGCUAAUCACAUUUUCCUAAAAAACCUCACCCAAACCAAUUCUCAAGUUCUCCUUCUGGUUUAAUUGGGCAAUAAAGGCAGUGCUGUGGCACAGGGAGCUGGUUCUGACAGCUCCCUGCUGUCACUGGCACAAGCAAAGAGGAGCAGCAGCAGCUGAGUGCUGGGCUCUGUCUGUCUUGGAGAUGAUGGGAGAAGCUCUGGGGUUCAGGCUGUUGUUCUGCCACUAUUGUUGCCUCUCCAAAUUCACCCUCCCUCUGAUGGCACAGGGUAGGUUUGUGUGUGGCCUCUCCAUGGCCUCAGAGAGCCCUGGGCUUUGGGGGUUUCCUGCUGCCAGCAGCUUUGCACUAUAUCCAUGGAGAAGAAUUUGUGUCUGUGAGUGUGUGUGUGCUAGAGAAGGUCUGUGUUGCACAAAUUCUGACCUGUCACUGCUAUUUAUUUAUUUUUUUUAUUUUGGGAGAGUAUCUCUGAAUUGUUCUGCCAUUGAGUGAAAUGUAUCUAAUGCCAAAAGCUUGGUUUCUUUACCUUGAUUGUACAUUUGGCUGACAUGGUGGGGAACACAGGCAAACCCAGUCCCACUCAGAGGAUGCUUUUGUGGCUGUCUGUGCUGGGCAGGGCUGGGAGGGUGUUUCUGCUGCUGCUUUGCCUUCAGCUCUCCAGAAAGGUGCAGAUCUGCACUGAACCUGGGGCAGCUCUUGCCAUUCCUUCCACUGGCAGCAGGUUGAGCCCUGAGGCACUGAGGAUUUUGUUCUCCAGGCAGCAAAGAAAACAAGUGACUUGGGACAUAACUGUGAACAAACAGUGCAGAAGGAUGCUGUGUGUGUGUGAUGGGCCCAGCUGUGUGCUGCUGUAGCAGACCACAGUGAGUGAUGGUUCUGCUCCUGCAAGGAGCAGGAGUCUGCAGCUCCCCAGAGAUCUGAAAUGGAGGGAAUGGCUUCAAACAGGCAUUGCUGGGAGCUGGUAACUGUUGAUAGUCUGACAAUCCUUAAUUAAAGAAGAAAGCCCAGCUGUGGGGUGGUGUCUGGGAUUUUCCCUGUGGGUAGGUCUGGCAGUGAGCUGUAGCUGUGGUGAUGCUUUUGGUUGGACAGCAGCAGGCACAAGGUGCUGAAUGUACUUUCAGGGUAUAGUCAUUAUUUGUGUUUUGAAACUGCUGCUACUGUUGUUUUCCUACUGUAUUGGAACUGUUGGAUAUAUUUAUACUGUUCCUUUUGUGGAACUCCUGUAUCUCCUCCCUGAUCUCACAUCCCUUACUUCUGUUACUGUGAAGGACUGGAAUUCUUGUUUCCUUGCCCUGUAACUUUGUUGUGCAUCGUGUUAGAGUUUACUUGGGUUGUGCACAACCUUCCUUGAGUUGCCAGCUGUUCUUUCCCCCUUCUCAGAUGAGAACAAAGGCUUUUCUGCCUUGAGUAGAAAGCAGAUCACAGAUCAAAGGAGGCUGUGGAUGUUUCUGAGAUGCUUCCAGGUAAAACACACCUUUCCAGAGCUGGGCAGGGGCUCAGCUGUGGUCACGCAGCCAGUGUGAGGGUUUAGUGGCUGAUCAGAUCUGGAGGGCUUGUGUUUGUCCCUUGGCUGUGACAGGUGAGUGGUGUUUCCAUGGGACAGGAGCUGUGCAGGGUCAGGGCUUUGCCAGGCAGGGCUCAGUGUGGGGCUGAGCUGGCAGCUGUUCCUUACUGAGGUGGGUAGAGCAGCCAGGGCGUGGAUCAGGUUUGCAAGUGCAGUCCUGCCCCUCUGGGCGUGUGAGAGGGGACUGCCAACAAAAGGGAGUGUGUGACAGAGCUGGGCUGGCUGGUGCUGGGCAGUGCUGCUUGCUGGUGUCCCAGCAGGAUGUGGGGAGGAGCUGGGCUGGCCCUGGGCUGCAGGAGCCCUGCUCAUUUCCCUCGUUGGAAACACCCAGCCCUCCUGAGGAGGGGAGAUGCACACUGUAGUGCCUUGUGUGCCCUCCCUGCCAGGCUCCUGGGCCACUGGGGCUUCCAGCUGUGUUUCCUCCCAGCAGGUGUGUGUGUGGGUGUGUCUGGGGGUCCCAGCAGGUGUGUGGGUGUGUGUCUGUGGGUCCCAGCAGGUGUGUGGGUGUGUCUGUGGGUCCCAGCAGGUGUGUGUGUGUCUGGGGGUGUGUGUCUGUGGGUCCCAGCAGGUGUGUGGGUGUGUGUGUCUGGGGGUCCCAGCAGGUGUGUGUGUGUGUGUCUGUGGGUCCCAGCAGGGGUGUGGGUGUGUGUGUCUGUGGGUCCCAGCAGGUGUGGGUGUGUGUCUGUGGGUCCCAGCAGGUGUGUGGGUGUGUGUGUGUGGGUCCCAGCAGGUGUGUGGGUGUGUGGGUCCCAGCAGGUGUGUGGGUGUGUCUGUGGGUCCCAGCAGGUGUGUGUGUGUGUGUGUGUGGGUCCCAGCAGGUGUGUGGGUGUGUCUGGGGGUCCCAGCAGGUGUGUGUGUGUGUCUGGGGGUCCCAGCAGGGGUGUGUGUGUGUGUGUGUGUCUGGGGGUCCCAGCAGGUGUGUGUGUGGGACCUGCCCUCUGGUGCAGCCAGCAGAGGAACCAGGGUUCUGUCCCUGCAGGGUGGGAUGUGUGUGCUGCUUUAGGAAGCACCUGGAUGGGCUCUAAUUUUCAAACUGAUACUGUCAUCACUUUGUUUUGUCUUCCCUGCCCUUUCUGUCCCCUCCCCAGCUAAGAGGGGGCUCCUUGCAUGGUGGCACCUGGGUGGUUGCAGUCCAGCCUGGCUCCCUCUGCUCAGAAAUGGCUUUGUAAAGGUGACUGAAGUGUCUCAAAUUGCAUUAUUCUCCUUGCCUGCGACCUUGGAGUUCUGGAUCUGUACUGCUGUUUACCUGAUGUCUGUUCUGUAAAACUAGGCUGUAUUACAAAUGCAGAGUGAGAAUUUGCACUUUUCUUAAGAGUUUCUGUGUACUGCUACAUGGAUUUAGCUGAAUGAAGUGUUAUAAGUAAUAAAAUAUUCCCUUCAUAGUCUCAA